AUGUCAGCAGCAAAGCCGCACUACCGCAUCGGCGUCGACGUCGGAGGCACCAACACCGACGGCGUCCUGCUUUCCCUCUCACUCACCUCUUCUUCGCAGCCAAACCGCGGCGUUUUGGCGAGUUUCAAGUCGCCUACGACUCCGGAUGUAACCAGUGGCAUUCAAAGUGCUGUGAGAGAGGUGCUGACAGAGAGCGCAGUCAACCCGGGAGACGUCGGGAGUUUGAUGAUUGGAACUACACAUUUCAUUAAUGCUGUCGUGGAGCGUGAUGCCCGCCGUCUGUCGAAAGUCGCGGUGAUCCGCUUGGGUGCUCCAUAUACCAAGGAAUGUCCCCCUUUUCUCGACUUCCCGCCGUCAUUACGCGCAAUCAUGGACGGACAUGUCGCCAUCCUGAAAGGAGGGCUCCAGAUUGAUGGAAAGCUCAUCAACGACAUCAACGAAGCCGAGAUAGUCUCUGAAUGCAAGAUCAUCAAGGAGAAAGGUCUGAAAGCAAUAGCGGUCGUAGGAAUAUACUCAUCCCUCGACAGGCAGGAUGGCACCUCCCAAGAAGACCGAGCAAAAGCCAUAAUAGAACGAGAACUUGGCGAAGACGUGCACGUUGUCUGCUCCCGCGAAGUGGCCAACCCCGGCCUCCUCGAGCGGGAAAACGCCACCAUCCUCAACGCCUCGAUCCUCGCCUUCGCCCGGCGCACCAUCGCCUCCUUCCGGCGCGCGAUGGGCAAGGUCGGGCUGAGCUGUCCUUUAUUCCUCACGCAGAACGACGGGACGCUCACGACUGCGCGGGAAGCAGCGCGGCUCCCGAUCCGGACGUUUGCCAGCGGGCAGACUAACAGUAUGCGCGGGGCGAGCUAUCUAGCAGGCCUUGGAUCGUCCGCGUCGGAGAUCUCCAAGAAGGGACAGAGCGUAAUCGUGGUAGACAUUGGCGGGACGACUACCGAUGUCGGCGUGCUCCUGCCCAGCGGAUUCCCGCGGCAGGCGGCUGCGUUCAUCUCUGUCGGCGGGGUACGCACGAAUUUCAGUAUGCCGGACGUACAAAGUAUAGGACUCGGAGGAGGGAGCAUUGUGAGGACUCGCGCGGAAUCGGGCGGUGUCAAAGUGACCGUCGGACCAGACCUCGCCUCCGGGGUGUCCGCUGCAAUUGGUUCUUUCCGCAAUGAGCUCAAUGGCGAUGUUACAGUGCAUCUGAGAGAGGAUAUCCCACAGCGUGGAGCGGCUCCAAGCCAACUAUGUCCCUUAAAAUCGGCAAACUUCCUUUCCCUGACUACUCCACCCUGCGGUAUAAUCUCCGACAGAUACACUCUGUGGGACAAGUCAUCCAGCUCACAGGGUACCGCUUCGCGGGAAGGACUACUUGUUGUGAUGACGAGCUCCACUGGAUACAAACUCCUUACAGAGGGCCUGGUCUUCGGAGGCUCCACCCGCACCGCGACAGACCUCGCGGUGGCGCUCAACCCGUCCCUCGCCAUAGGGGACGUGUCCAAAGCGAAGAAUGCCUUCGACGAGGAAGAACUCAAAGGCGCAAAGGAGUGCGUGAAGAAGCUGCUCGAGGAUGUGAUUGACAGGAUGAAGACGAGCCCCGAAUCUGCGACUGUGUUGCUCGUCGGAGGUGGGAGUGUGAUUGCACCCGAACAGCUGAACGGGGUUGCGGAGCUUAUCAGGCCGCCCCUGUUUUCCUGCGCCAAUGCUGUCGGAGCUUGUGUUGCUAAUGUUUCCGGAGAAGUUGACACGAUUGAGAUCCUGGAGGACAAGAAGCUUGAGGAAGUGGUUGACAAGGCCAAAGCGCUCGCCAUUGAGAGGGCGGUCCAGAACGGCGCCAAGCGGGAAACGGUGAAGGUGGUCGAGGUGGAGAAUCUACCGGUUCAGUAUAUUACGAUCAAAGCCACCCGUCUCAUCGUCCGCGCUGUGGGCGAACUGGACGCGGAAGCCAUUCCAGCUGAGUCAACCGUCAUCGAAGACUUCGCAGAUGCGGAAGAGGGCUAUGUAGAGGGCGAAAAGCUGGCGGCCAACGGAGAAGCAGGGUUCGUCGAAAGGAAGAUCGAUAUCGCCACGUAUCGGCCGACGAUCAACGAGAAAGGUGAAUGGCUGCUGAGUGAGGUCGACCUAGAGUGGAUACAGGAAGGUUGUGGCAUCCUGGGUACGGGAGGAGGAGGGAGUCCGUAUCCCCCAUUCAUCAUAGAGACCAGGGCUCGUGAGAUCCUGCGAGAAGGCGGGUGUAUCAAGGUCAUCUCCUCGGAUUCUCUCCCGGAUGAUGCGAUGAUGGGUAGCCCAUCUGUGUCGAAUGAGCGACUGCAAGCCGGAACGGAAGUCGAAACUGCUUGUCGAAAUCUGAUGAAAUUCUUGAACGCCGGAAAGCCUGCAGCAGUCAUCUCUGAUGAGAUUGGUGGGGGCAAUGGCAUCCAACCGAUGAUUCUUGCAUCCGCGAAGCAUCUCGACUUCGACGGUGAUUUAAUGGGUCGGGCCUAUCCUCAGAUGUGGCAGAGCCUUCCGGCGGCGUUCUCAGUGCCGGCGAGUCUGACCCCUUGUGCUAUCGCAGACGGUGUCAAUAAUUCAAUUGUGAGCACACGGCGACUAAGAGGCGUAUGCACCACUUUGGGUAGCAAGGCUGGUGUUAGUAUGGCCCCUCUCACUGCCAAGACCUGCAGAGAAUACGGGGUCACUCGGACUGUAUCACAGGCGUGGAGACUCGGGAAAGCUGUCGCUGAAUGCCGCUCUAAGAGUGAUUUGGGUGGCAUAACGGAUGCUAUCCUCAGCCUGCAAAACGGCAAAUGCCUGUUUGUUGGUAAGAUCGUGGGAAUCGAGCGUGAAGUACGAGCUGGUUUUACGUGGGGUUCCGUUACUAUGGCACCGCUUACCCUCGAGGAGGAAGAGAGCAAAGGCUCCAAGAACCUGCCAGAUGAAUCUGCAAUGCAAAACGCAACUUUGCGUAUUGAGUUCCAGAACGAGAAUUUGCGCGCAGACCUGACUUCAUCGGGUGGUAGGACUGAGCUCAUCGCGGUGGUCCCUGAUCUUAUCACCGUCCUCGACUCUCAAUCUGGCUCCGCCUUGGGAACGCACGAAUAUCGCUACGGUCUUCGUGUAACCGUGAUCGCACUGGCGGGCCAUCCGCUUUGGUCCACUAAGGAAGGUCUGAAGACGGGUGGCCCCGGAGCGUUCGGAUUAGAUUUGCCAUACAUGCCAGUAGGUGAAUAUCGCGAGCCGGUCUCCGUCAUCGAGGAGUACGGCCCUGGCAUCCGAAAGUGA
Molecule: messenger RNA, 3240 nt
Organism: Gloeophyllum trabeum ATCC 11539
Lineage: Eukaryota; Fungi; Basidiomycota; Agaricomycetes; Gloeophyllales; Gloeophyllaceae
Exons: 30
Coding region: 1-3240 (1079 amino acids)
Biological process (GO): glutathione metabolic process
Cellular component (GO): cytosol
Molecular function (GO): 5-oxoprolinase (ATP-hydrolyzing) activity
Source: RefSeq, a predicted model, not a curated record